AUGUCAAGGGACAGCCUUCUAAUCGGCGCCUCCAUGGCUCUGCUCGUCGUGCUUUCCCUCUUCACCUUUUUCUGCUCCAACCGACGGCGAGUGGCGCAGAGCUCGUCGCAGCAGGGCGUGGUCGACAUCGAGCUCGGGGACGGCAGGUGCGCUGCCGCCGCCGCGGGGCUCGACGAGGCCGUCAUGGCCGCGUGCCCGACGACGGUGUACUCCACGUCGAUCCAGCAUCAUCAGGCGGCGGCUACCGGUGAGCGGACGGCAAAGGAGGAGGAGCGCGGGUGCGCGGUGUGCCUGGCGGAGUACGCAGACGGCGACGAGCUGCGGGUGCUCCCCGGCUGCGCGCACGUGUUCCAUCGGCGGUGCGUCGACCAGUGGCUCCGGCGGCGGCCCAGCUGCCCGCUGUGCCGCACGUCGCCGCAGAGCACCACCAGUGCAUGCUAA
This is a messenger RNA of Triticum aestivum (bread wheat), 441 nucleotides long. RefSeq names its product E3 ubiquitin-protein ligase EL5-like. Bases 1 to 441 code for a protein of 146 amino acids. The transcript has a single exon. The record is from RefSeq and is a predicted model, not a curated record. NCBI's taxonomy places the organism in Eukaryota, Viridiplantae, Streptophyta, Magnoliopsida, Poales, Poaceae.